ACAAACAGUUUGGUGCUUGUUUUCGAAAUCAUCCACUGAUCGCCAUGACAAAGAGCUCCUUCAAGUUGGAACACCCCCUUGAAAGGCGACAGGCAGAAGCUGCUCGUAUCAGAGAGAAGUACCAUGAUAGAAUUCCAGUCAUUGUGGAGAAGGCCGAAAGGAGUGACAUCCCUGACAUUGACAAGAAAAAGUAUCUGGUUCCUGCUGAUCUGACUGUCGGGCAAUUUGUUUAUGUUGUCCGAAAGAGGAUAAAGCUCAGUGCAGAGAAGGCCAUUUUUAUUUUUGUCAAGAACAUCCUACCUCCCACUGCUGCUAUGAUGUCUGCAAUUUAUGAGGAACACAAGGACGAGGAUGGCUUCCUCUACAUGACUUACAGUGGAGAGAAUACUUUUGGAUCAUUCUGAAGCUGCCAGCAACAAAAAACUACCUGGUUUGUAAAUAAGUGUUCGCGUAAAUCCUUUAUCGUUUGUCUGAUGCUAUACUUCUGCUUCUCUGAAGACAGUUCUUCUGAAAGUACUUGUUUAAAAUUUAAAUUCGAGCCUAUAAUAUAUAAACUUUGAUUUGAAGUGGUAUAUACAGACCAUUCCCC
This is a messenger RNA of Ipomoea nil (Japanese morning glory), 589 nucleotides long. RefSeq names its product autophagy-related protein 8C-like. Lineage: Eukaryota; Viridiplantae; Streptophyta; Magnoliopsida; Solanales; Convolvulaceae. The record is from RefSeq and is a predicted model, not a curated record. The transcript is spliced from 6 exons. Gene Ontology annotation, biological process: cellular response to nitrogen starvation. Bases 45 to 404 code for a protein of 119 amino acids.